CCGCUGACACCACAAUAUAUAAUAUAUUACACCGUCUCCCCGCAGCGCUCUCCUCUACAGCAUCCUCCCAGCUCCUCCCACUCUCUCUCGCUCCUCCCUCCUCCUCCUCCUCCACCAAUGACAGAGAUCCCGGGCCGGUGCGGUGUGUCUGUCUCCCCCUCCCCCAGAUCUGUGCUUUAAAUCCCUGGCACCGUCCAGUUGUCCCGGCGGCCCCGGUGUGUGAGAGAGACGGUACUCCGUAGGGUUAAAGGUCGCCUCCCCGCAUCGGGCUGGUCUGCUGGGAGCCGCAGGACGCGUCGCACGCCUGGGGAUUGGCAGCUGGCUGGACGUGGCCCUGGAACAGAAGAACGGUGAUUUAUUGGACCAGCAUUUCUGCAAUAAUAUUGCAGCCUGAAAGCAUGCCUUUAGCGGAAGAGACGGUUCUCCCGAGAGACCCACCUCUGACGCUUCCCGUGGUUAUUAUAGGAAAUGGUCCUUCUGGCAUCUGUUUGUCAUACAUGCUGUCUGGAUUCAGGCCAUAUUUGUCUCCAGACGCUGUGCAUCCAAAUCCGAUUCUUCAAAGCAAAUUAGAGGAAGCGAGGCACCUGUCUAUCCCUGAGCAGGAUUUAGAAUACUUGUCUGAAGGUCUUGAAGGUCGCUCGGCCAAUCCUGUGGCUGUUUUAUUUGACACUCUUCUUCAUCCGAAUGCUGAUUUCGGAUAUGAUUACCCAUCUGUUCUGCAGUGGAAACUAGAGCAGGAGCCCUAUAUUCCUCAUAUAGUGCUUGGCAAAGGGCCCCCUGGUGGUGCCUGGCAUGAUAUGGAAGGGUCCAUGUUGACGCUAAGUUUAGGAGACUGGAUGGAAUUACCUGGACUUAAGUUUAAAGAAUGGGCCUUGGGUAAACGACGGACGGUAAAGAGUGACCGAGCCACGCCGGCAGAAGUAGCUUCGUAUUACAAACAUUACGUUAAAGUUAUGGGUCUCCAAAGAAACUUCAUUGAUAACACAUACAUAACCUCGGUGGUAAGACCUUACAGAGAGCAAGUUAACGAAGAGACUGCCUGCGAGGAACCCCAGAUCGACAAAGACACUACUGAUGAGCCUUUCCCAAAGAAAAACUGGGAAAUCCAAGGCUAUCAGAGAGCAGCUGAUGGCUCUCACCAACCUUUUUGCCUGUUUGCAGACACACUAGUCCUUGCUACCGGAACGUUCGAUGCACCGGCUAGAUUGGGGGUGACCGGGGAGGACCUGCCUCAUGUUUCUCACAGUGUUGCUGAAUUUGAAGCUGCUGUUGGCAAAGGAAAGUUAAGCGGGGCAGUAGAUCCUGUUUUAAUAGUAGGUGCUGGGCUUACAGCAGCCGAUGCAGUUUUAUGUGCUUACAACAACAACAUUCCGGUGAUCCACGUUUUCCGCAGAAAAGUUAAUGAUCCAAAUUUGAUUUUUAAGCAGUUGCCACAGAAACUCUAUCCGGAAUACCACAAAGUCUAUCAUAUGAUGUGCACGCAGUCGCAUACAACAGCCCCAAACUUGCAUCCGUCUUACACAAGUUUUCCAGAGCACUGCGUACUUGCGUUCAAGCCCGAUAUGAAGUGCGUGUUACAGAGCACCGGAGGGUUGAAGAAAGUCUUAAAAAUAUCCAUGGCUUUGAUAUUAAUAGGUUCCCACCCAAACCUCUCAUUCUUGAAAGAGCAAGGUCGCAGCCUGGGCCGUCACCAUAACCAACCAAUCACUUGCAAAGGCAAUCCUGUGCAGGUUGAUCAAUACACUUAUGAGUCCGUAAAAGAGCCUAAUCUGUUUGCCCUGGGGCCGCUAGUUGGUGAUAAUUUCAUCAGGUUCUUGAAAGGUGGAGCACUUGCCAUAACCCGAUGUCUGGAGCUGAGACAAAAGAAAAGACAUCAUCUUGUUGAAAGUAAUUGUGUAUCUGUGUAGGGAUACCAGAUCUUUUUUUUUUUUUUUUCAUCUCAUUUUUCAUUCAAGGAAGAACAUUACCUUAUCUUAUGUGAUCUGCACUCCUGCAGGUUUCAAAAGUAUGUGUUUUUGGCACAGUGCAAAUGUAAGCCUAAGAAAGCUGAUGUUAGUGGGGUUCUUUUAUUUUUUUGUUUAUUGUAGAGAAGUCUUAAACGGGAUGAAGUUUUUUUUGCAGUG
Spea bombifrons (plains spadefoot toad) is the source of this 2123-nucleotide messenger RNA. It is a transcript of the gene OSGIN2, whose product is annotated as oxidative stress induced growth inhibitor family member 2. The coding region runs from base 399 to 1907 and encodes 502 amino acids. Lineage: Eukaryota; Metazoa; Chordata; Amphibia; Anura; Pelobatidae. The transcript has 6 exons. The record is from RefSeq and is a predicted model, not a curated record.